AUGCCGCUGGGGAAAUAUUACUGCGAUUACUGCGACAAGCAAUUCCAAGACACCCCCUUCGCACGGCGGCGCCACCUCCAAGGCGUUCAACACCAGAGAGCCAAAGCUCUCUGGUACGACUCCCUGCGCUCCCAGAAUUUGUCUCAAAUUUACGACCCAGACUCUUUUGGAAAAGGAGUUUGCAAUCGCUUUCUCCGUACGGGGUCGUGCCAAUACGGAGAUUCUUGUAAAUAUUAUCAUCCCAAGCAGAAUGUCCCAAGCAUAAACACUCGAGGAUUAGCAGGGCCGAGCUUCAUGAACAGUGAUGGGCAGGAAAGCAUUACUAGGACUCAGUUGGGUGGAGAAGCUUCUAUGCCUGCUACGAUGUUCAGAAAUCAAAUGGGAACUUCAGUCGGAAACCUACCUCCAUCUUUAUGGCCUCCUCCAGAUGGUGGAUAUCCACCUCUCCCCUUUGUCGACUGGGGAUAG
Molecule: messenger RNA, 468 nt
Organism: Fraxinus pennsylvanica
Lineage: Eukaryota; Viridiplantae; Streptophyta; Magnoliopsida; Lamiales; Oleaceae
Source: the annotation of a GenBank genome assembly